AUGGACCUAGGACGUGGGAUGCCUUCCGAAUGUGCCAAAGCUGAAGAAGACCUGGCAUUGCCUAUGGAUGAAGGUAUUGUGCAGUGCGUCUACUUCACAAAUGAGCCCCAGCACGAGCCCUUGGACACCAGUCAUGCUCUUGAAAAGCAAGCACCCUGCAAUGGAGAUCGGUGUAUUCAUCAGGCUAGUGUUGCAGAAUUGCUGCGCAAGCUAGAUCUGGCUCAGAAGAGGAUCAGAAAGCUGGAAAAGGAGUUGGAGGCUGUUCUUGGCAGCAAACUGGGGAAUCUUGCGCCUGAUCAAGUACUCUGUGUAAAGAAUCGUAACGCGCAUGGAAACAGGUGGAGUAACAAGACCGUACAAAAGGCUCUUCAGAUACGGUUGGCAUGUGGAACCAGAGGAUAUGAGCUCCUCAAGGACGAGGUAAUACCUUUGCCGUCUGAAAGAACACUCCAGAGACGCAUCGAAGAGGUCAAAUUCGAGCCAGCGCUCAAGUCCAAGCUGGAGACCAUGCGGCCACAAGAAAAGCACUGUGCACUUCUGCUGGAUGAGAUGCAGGUCACUGCUGGGUUGGACUUUGAUCCAACAGUGAAGAAGCCAAUCGGUCUGGUGACCAUACCACCUGCAAAACCUGGAUGCUCAAGUGAACUGACAUUUGCCACACACGGCCUAGUAAUAAUGCUAACUGGACUUUCCUCUCGCUGGAAGCAGGUGGUUGCCUACCACUUGACAGGCAAGCACAUGCUUUUACAAAUUCAUGCUUAA
Molecule: messenger RNA, 762 nt
Organism: Ixodes scapularis (black-legged tick)
Lineage: Eukaryota; Metazoa; Arthropoda; Arachnida; Ixodida; Ixodidae
Exons: 5
Coding region: 1-762 (253 amino acids)
Source: RefSeq, a predicted model, not a curated record